CCUGGUAAACAGACGUGUGGAUGUCGUGAUGGCCCCGCCCCCUGCUGGCCAACCAACGGCGCGCUUUGUGAAAUCAUCCACCCAGUCACGUGACGUCUAUGUGACGUAUGAAAGGGAAAAUUAAUCCGUGAUUAUUGGGAGUCGGUUAAACACAAACAAGCCUCGCCUGACAACACCAACUAAACUAAUCCCAAUUACAUUUGCCGCCAUGGAGCCGGACUGGGACUUGAUCCUCGAACUGAUUGACGAGGAUUUAGGUACCAAAAUCUCGCCGGAAAUUGGACCCCGUAGUUGGUUAGAAGACUGCAUCUACCACGGGGAACAGAUAAUGGCGCCUUUCAAUCCUCUGGCCCCUGCUCCUCAAACAGUCAGACCCCUAAUGGCGCCCGUCAAUCAUCUGGUCCCUCUGCCACAAACAGGGAGACCCUCAAUGGCGCCCGUCAAUCAGCUGCCGCCACCUCCAACGAAAGUCAGCUGUGUUCCUGUGGUGAUCCAGCCGGAGGUCAUGGGCCAAAAUCCUGUUGGAGUCAAGUGUAGCAACGGUCAGCUGCUGUUCAAGACGGAACCUGGAGAGGAACCUGGAGAGGAACCUGACACCUUCUUCACCAACCCUCCUACACACUCAUCAAAGAGAAAGAGGAGGACAUGGAACAACGAGGACAGGCCUUACAUCGAGAAGCCUCCAAACGCCUUCAUGCUGUUCAUGAAGGAGCAGCGUCCCACCGUCAAGGCCAAGUUCCUCAACAAGGACAGCGCCACCGUCAACGAAGCCCUCAGCUAGAGAGAGUAGACUACUAGUUAAUAAUGCUACAAUGAGACUAGACAACUUGUUAAUAAUGUUAGAAACAUGAGAGUAGACUAUUAAUAAUGUUAGAAACAUGAGAGUACACAACUUGUUAAUAAUGUUUGAAACAUGAGACCAGACUAUUAGUUAACAAUGUUAGAAACAUGGGACUAGACUACUAGUUAAUAAUGUUAGAAACCUGAGACUAGACAACUCUUUAAUAAUGUUAGAAACUUGGGACUAGACUACUCGUUAAUGAUGUUAGAAACAUGAGACUAGAAAACUCGUUAAUAAUGUUAGAAACAUGGGACUAGACUACUAGUUAAUAAUGUAAGAAACAUGAUACUAGACUACUAGUUAAUAAUCUUAGAAACAUGACCCUAGACUUGUAGUUAUUGUUAGAAACAUGAGACUAGACUACAAGUUAAUGCUAGAAUCAUGAGACUAGACUGCUAGUUAAUAAUGUUAGAAACAUGGGACUAGACUACUACAUAAUGUUAGAAACAUGGGACAAGAUGACUAGUUCAUAAUGUUAGAAACAUGAGACUAGACUACUAGUUAUUGUUAGAAACACAGGACUAGACUACAAGUUAAUAAUGCUAGUAACAUGAGACUAUGCUACUAGUUGAUAAUAUUAGAAACAUGGGACUAGAGUACAAGUUAAUGUUAAAAACAUGGGACUAGAUGACUAUUUAAUAAUGUUACAAACAUGAGACUAGACGACUUGUUAAUAAUGUUAGAAACAUGGGACUAGAAUACUAUCAAUCAAUGUUUACUUAUAUAGCCCUAAAUUACUAGUGUCUCAAAGGGCUGCACAAACCACAAUAAUGUUAGACACAUGGGACUAGACUACUUGUUAAUAAUGUUAGAAACAUAGGACUAGACUACUAGUUAAUAAUGUUUGUAAAAUAAUAAAAUAAAUAACUAAUUAUGAACGAUCUGCUAUUUUAAAAUACUAAUAUGGUCCAAUAAUAUUUAAAUAACUACUGCAUAAAAUAAAUGUAUUUCCAUGCUUAAAUAAGAAUAGUAGACCAAAUUAAAUGUUACACACCUGUAACUUACUGGCUCUUAGUCUGCAGAAAAUAGACAUUCUCAGGUUUCUCUGUUUACAUUUUCACACUUAGCACGACUUUGUUACACUCUAGUAAGCAAUUCUUAUGUAUUUUUUAUUUUUUGCACCUUCAUUUUAAGAUGGUUUUGGUAAAUGUUUAUUGUUAUUUUAGAAUGUUGUUUACAUUGAGUGUUUUCAAUGCAUGUGUUGGCUUUUCCCUUCCUUUCUGCCGUGGUAGCUGAGGGGAUUAAAAUCAA
Molecule: messenger RNA, 2092 nt
Organism: Nerophis ophidion (straightnose pipefish)
Lineage: Eukaryota; Metazoa; Chordata; Actinopteri; Syngnathiformes; Syngnathidae
Product: transcription factor 7-like 1-B
Exons: 5
Coding region: 209-781 (190 amino acids)
Biological process (GO): canonical Wnt signaling pathway; regulation of transcription by RNA polymerase II
Cellular component (GO): beta-catenin-TCF complex
Molecular function (GO): RNA polymerase II cis-regulatory region sequence-specific DNA binding; DNA-binding transcription factor activity, RNA polymerase II-specific
Source: RefSeq, a predicted model, not a curated record